AGGGCUAACAAGGAAGUAUGCAGAACAAGAAGUCCGAGGUGUAUGAGAACGUGUUCGAUCCGAUCUCGUACAGGAAACGCUUCGUCUCCCUAUCAGACGACGGGGACGAAAGCAUGCAAAAAAUCUUCCUGUGGCAACUGGCACAAUUUCACGACUUCUACAGCAGUAACUUUAUAAAGAACGCCAGGAUACUAGAGUAUGGAGGCGGUCCAUGCAGCAUAUAUCCUUUGAUCAGCGCGGUUCCAUUCGCGUCCGAGAUCAUCUUCGCCGAAUAUGCGGAACAGAACCGGAGACAAACGGAAAUGUGGAAAGAAGGCAGGGGAGAGGGAGCUGACUUCACAACGCUGUUUCAGCACGUCCUUGCGAAUUUGGAGGGCUCCGACAGAAACAGCGUCGAGAAUGCGAAGAAACGGGAAGACAAACUGCGCUCACUCAUAUCCGCCAUCGUUCCUUGCGACAUCACGGAAAAGAUGGCAGUGGAUCCCGAAGUACAGGUGCCGUUCGAUAUCGUGUCUACUCAUUACUGUCUUAUCUGCGCCUGUCAAACGAUUGAAGACUACAAGUCUGGAUUAAGAAAAUUAGCAAACCUGCUUCGACCUGGAGGGAGGAUCGUCAUGACAGAAGCAGUACGGAGUAGCUUCUAUAUCGUGGGCGAAGAAAAAAUCAGUACUCUCAGCCUAGACUCCAGGGACUUGGUAACAAGCUGUCUACAACAGGCCGGUUUCUCUCAAGUAUCAGUGAACGUUUUAGAGGCGCCACCAUCAGAACUAACGCCUUGCACAGAGUGCCUUUUCAUAAACGCAGUAGUCGAUCAGUGAUCGAUCGCAUGACAAUCAAUUUAGUUGAAAGUCGGUGAGAGUAUGACGAAGAGACUCUAAUCUAGUGACGUGAAGGUACGUACCACUGCAACUGCGUGCAGUUUGUCAACGACGUGUAAUGUUGUGCUAUUUGUUAUCGAAUUCAAAGUCAGUACAAGUUG
Molecule: messenger RNA, 979 nt
Organism: Corticium candelabrum
Lineage: Eukaryota; Metazoa; Porifera; Homoscleromorpha; Homosclerophorida; Plakinidae
Product: nicotinamide N-methyltransferase-like
Exons: 1
Coding region: 18-818 (266 amino acids)
Cellular component (GO): cytosol
Molecular function (GO): N-methyltransferase activity
Source: RefSeq, a predicted model, not a curated record